Grosmannia clavigera kw1407 is the source of this 1746-nucleotide messenger RNA. RefSeq names its product WD repeat protein. Bases 1 to 1746 code for a protein of 581 amino acids. The transcript has 4 exons. Gene Ontology annotation, cellular component: mRNA cleavage and polyadenylation specificity factor complex. Lineage: Eukaryota; Fungi; Ascomycota; Sordariomycetes; Ophiostomatales; Ophiostomataceae. Gene Ontology annotation, molecular function: protein binding. The record is from RefSeq and is a predicted model, not a curated record.
AUGGCGUACGAACCGCGAGGGGACUAUGGAGGAGGAGGCGGAGGUGGAGGUGGUGGAGGGGGUGGUGGUGGUGGAGGAGGCCACUACGGACAGGACGGCGGUGCUGCAGGAUUUGUGCGGGCACGGGGACGACGUCCUGUGACGGAUUAUGGGGCGACCUUGGUGCACUGGAUGCGGCACCGGCAGCCCAAGUACCGAGACGCCUACACGGGCGAGGUGGAGCGGCCGAGUGCGAGCUACAUUGUCGAUAUGCUCCCACCGGCGGCGCGGGUGACCAACGCGGCCGACAGCGUGCCGACACGGUACCUGCACUCGUCGCAGAACAAGAUCAAGCACCCGGUCAACGUGGUGCGGUGGACGCCCGAGGGCCGGCGGCUGCUGACGGCGUCGAGCAGCGGCGAGUUCACGCUCUGGAACGGGACGGGCUUCAACUUUGAGACGAUCAUGCAGGCACACGACUCGGCGAUCCGGGCGUUGGCCUACUCGUACAGCGACGACUGGCUCAUCUCGGCCGACCACGACGGCAUGAUCAAGUACUGGCAGCCCAACUUCAACAACGUCAAGAGCCUGGCAGCCCACAACGAGCCGAUCCGCGACCUGGCCUUUGCCCCGACAGACGCCAAGUUUGUCACGGCCUCGGACGACUCGACCCUCAAGAUCUUUGACUUUGCAGCCGCCCGACCGGAGGCCACGCUGGCCGGCCACGGCUGGGACGCCAAGACGUGCGACUGGCAUCCGACCAAAGGCCUGGUCGUGUCGGGCUCCAAGGACCACCUGGUCAAGCUCUGGGACCCGCGCUCCGGCCGCUGUCUGACCACGCUGCACGGCCACAAGAACACGAUCACAAAGACGGCCUUUGAGCGUGUGCGCGGCAUGUGUCUGGCCACGGCUGCCCGCGACCAGACAGCCCGCGUGCUAGACCUGCGCACGAUGCGCGACAUCUGCCUCUUGCGCGGACACGACAAGGACAUCUCCACGCUGGCCUGGCAUCCCGUGCAUGCCAAUCUGCUGAGCACCGGUGGCAGCGAUGGUGCCCUGUUUCAUUACCUGCUGGACGAGCCGAACACGCCGGCAGGUCAGCCGACGACGCAGGCCCCUUUUGACAGUCCCGAUCCCUCCACAGCACCGGCCCAGAGCAUCUUCCCGGCCCAUCGCCUGCCCUACGCCCACGACUUUGCCAUCUGGUCGCUCGACUGGCACCCGCUCGGCCACAUCCUCGUGUCCGGCUCCAACGACCGGCUGACCCGCUUCUGGACUCGAGCCCGGCCGGGCGAGGACAUCUCGCGCGACCGCUAUCACAUCGGCGAGGCCGCAGCCGAGGCCCAGGGCACCUGGGACCGACGUGCUGCUUUGGCCGCCGGUGGCGCCUUUCCCCCGCCACCGUUUGCGCUGCCUGGCGUCGACCCGAGGAACCCGCCUGACCCGGCCAGGAUGCUCGAGAUCAUGCAGAAGGCCGGCAUCAAGCUGCCGCCACCACCACUGCCCGGCGGCUCGCGCAUGCUUCCAGGCCUGAUCCCACCACCACCGCCACCUGGGUCUCAGGCUGCUCCAUCCGGUGGCAGUGGGACGGCCGCUCCGUUUGGGCUGCCGCCGGGCUUCCCUGCGUCGAUACCCGGGAUGGGAGCUCUGCCGGGCCUCAGCCUGGACCACCAGCAGUCGCUGGACAAGCGGAGAGCGCCGCUGCCAAGCCAGGAGGAGAGCCUGCGCGAAGAGCAGAAGAGGGGCCACUACACACAACGGCGAUGA